Molecule: messenger RNA, 2398 nt
Organism: Panonychus citri (citrus red mite)
Lineage: Eukaryota; Metazoa; Arthropoda; Arachnida; Trombidiformes; Tetranychidae
Product: CTD small phosphatase-like protein 2
Exons: 5
Coding region: 574-1905 (443 amino acids)
Molecular function (GO): phosphoprotein phosphatase activity
Source: RefSeq, a predicted model, not a curated record
CGCGGAAGUCUUUCUUUUCGAAUUUUUCUCUUUCUUUUCUGUUCACGAACGAGUUUCAUCUUCUCUUUCUUUCUUCUCUGUCUUCUUGUUCAACAUUCUCUUCGGUAGAUAAACAUAUUAGUUCACUGAUUGUUUAUCUACAAUUUUCCCUCUCAUCUUCAUCUCCAUUUCUCAUCACCAAUCAUCUAAUUUUACCUUCUAAUUGUUAUCAUUGUAGUUGCAAUAAUUAGUUAAUUUUUUAUCGAUUUAGUUAAACAAUGUAAGUUAAUUACAAUUUGUGUUGAUCCAUUUUAAUAAAUCACGAUAAUCAUCAUCUCUUUUUCAUCACAAUUUGCUUAUCCAUUUCUGUGUUGAGCUAAAAAUUUUUUGCUCAAAUGAAAAACUCUAAUCACUAAUCAACAUUUUCUUGAUUAGUGUUAAUUGUUGUUGACUUUUUGUUUCAUUAUUAUCAAUUGAUCAUCAUUUUCCUAAAAAAUUCAAGCCAAAAACUGCCAAUCAAUUUGUAAUUGCUCAUGUAAUUAGUCAGUUGUUUUGAUUGAUUAUUUGUCGCAAUUUUUUCAAUUACCUUCAGUCAUGCUGGACAUUGUCAAUGAUUGGACUGACCAGCGACCAGUUAAUAAUAUUUAUAUGCCAAAUAGUGUUAGUUCACCUUCCAAGGGGUCAGUUAAACGACGUCGAUACCUGGACAAUACCAACAAAGAUCUCAAUGAAAGCUUAACCAACGGCGAAAGCAAUAAUAACAUUUCCUAUGGAAACGAGGAAUCCUCUCCAUGUACAAUUAAGGAUUCAUCGGAGAGCCAUGUAAGCUCAACGGUUAAUUUUGAUGGAAGAAGAAAAUUUUACUCGUCUAAUUGGAUGGACAAUGGGACUGAUGGUGAACGGGAAGAGGGUGAAUUGGUGGACGAAGAGGAAGUGGACAAUCCUGACGUCGAUAAAUGUACAAAAAUUGUUUAUAAAAAUUCAAUGAAAAUGAAGAGAAUUGAUUUAAUUACAAGUGUCUCAUCAACUUCAUCAUCGUCAUCACUUGCUAAUGUAAAUCGAGAUAAUUGUAAAUAUUAUGGUUUAACUGAAAGUUUAGAAGAGGAUGAAGAGGAAGAUGAUGAAGACGAGGUGGGAACCGAUGUUACCGAUGAAAAUGAGGAGAUAAUUGAUGAGAAUUUGGUUAUCGAUUAUGACGAUUUGGAUCCUUAUCAGUUUAUCAAGAGUUUACCUCCGUUAACACCUGAGAUGAUCUGUCGUUAUCCCGCUUUACCAUUGAAAACUCGUAGCGCACCCGAGUUUAGUUUGGUCCUCGAUUUGGACGAAACUUUGGUUCAUUGUAGUUUAACUGAACUCGAAGAUGCUUGUUUCACCUUUCCUGUUGUUUUCCAAGACAAUGAGUACAAAGUCUUCGUACGAACCAGGCCACAUUUUCGUCAAUUCCUUGACCAAGUAUCAAAACUUUUCGAGGUGAUACUUUUCACCGCAUCGAAACGCGUUUAUGCCGAUAAACUUGUCAACAUUCUUGACCCUGAGAGAAAAUAUAUAAGGCAUCGAUUAUUUCGAGAACAUUGUAUCUGUAUCAGUGGAAAUUACAUUAAAGAUCUUAAUAUACUUCGAAGAGAUUUAUCAAAGACAAUUAUCAUUGAUAAUUCACUUCAAGCUUUCGGUUAUCAGCUCGAAAAUGGGAUUCCAAUCAAAAGUUGGUUCGAUGAUAAAAACGAUCGAGAAUUGUUGAAUCUACUUCCAUUUCUGAAAGAACUCGUUGAUUCGAAGUGCGAUGUUAGACCGGCGAUUUCCAAUCGUUUCCAUUUAUCAAUAACAAAAGGCGGAGCAAGAAUCAGUUCGAUAAACAAUAAGAUCAAUAAUUGCGCCAAUCAAAAGUCCAAUCCGAUAACCAAUCAAUCAAUAAGAGUUUGUGAUUGAAACAACUACGAGAAAAUCAAAGGAGUUCAUUAAAUUGUUAAACAAUUUGGAUAACAAUUAUCACCACCAAUUCUCAAUACAAACUGAAUCUGAAUGAUGAAAACAAUUGACCAGAUUGAACUCAUCUUAAUCAAUUGGAUUUUAAUUUCGUUUUAAUUGUUGAAACAAGAAAUUGAUUACCAAACGGAGACAUAGAUUAACAUACAGAAACAGCAAACUGAUUUACUAAUCACAAUCUCUAAUUAAUCUUCAUCUUUAAUUACUACCAUUUAUCACUGGAUUGUAUUUAUUAUUAAUCACUUUUCAAUCUGAUUGAUUUUAAUAUUAAAUCAGAGUAAAAAAUUUUCCUUCAACCUGUUUAAUUGUUAGAUAGUUGAUUAACUUGAUUAACUUAAUUUGCAAAGAAAAAAUUUUCUCUUACCUUUAACAAACAAUUAAUAAAAAGUGUUGUUAAAUUGCAAUUAAAUUUUCAUCAAUACAAUUAAUAAACAAC